This is a messenger RNA of Chaetomium globosum CBS 148.51, 3009 nucleotides long. RefSeq lists its product as uncharacterized. The transcript is spliced from 4 exons. The coding region runs from base 1 to 3009 and encodes 1002 amino acids. The record is from RefSeq and is a predicted model, not a curated record. Gene Ontology annotation, biological process: double-strand break repair via nonhomologous end joining; DNA recombination; nucleotide-excision repair, DNA gap filling. Gene Ontology annotation, cellular component: DNA ligase IV complex. Lineage: Eukaryota; Fungi; Ascomycota; Sordariomycetes; Sordariales; Chaetomiaceae. Gene Ontology annotation, molecular function: ATP binding; DNA ligase (ATP) activity; DNA binding.
AUGCCCUUUUCCUUUUCCUAUGUUUGCGACCUACUGCAACGCCUUGAAGAUAAUCGGCUUGCUCGAUCAGGGUUGAGAAGCAACACAGUCAUUAUCCAGGAAUGGUUCAGAGGACACCACGGGUUUCUCCACCGUGACGACCACAAGAGCGCCCCUCUCCUCUCUGCCCUCCUACCGGAGAAAAGGACUGACAGGGUCUACUUUAUCCGAGAGAAGAAGCUCCAGGCCAUCAUCGGCCGUGCGCUCGGCCUGGGCCGGUCUCGUAUCGCAGAACUGGGAAGAUGGACCAACCCUGAGGCUGCCAUUGACAAGUUUCAGCCAAAUCCCAUUUCACCCACAGACAGGUCUGUGACGGUUGAGGAGAUUGAUGGGCUCCUCCAUAGCAUAGCUGCUGCUUGCCGUUUCAGCUCACCUUCUGUGCGUAGCUCAGCCGAAAACGGGCCCGCUGACCAGGAGCUCUCCCUCGGAGAGCUUUACCGGCGAUUGUCGGCCAGAGACGCAAAAUGGCUUACCAGGCUGCUCCUGAAGAACUACGAACCUGUUGUUCUCGACCAGCGAGUCGUCUGCGCAGGCUACCACCCUCUACUUCCCACUAUUCUGAAAGUCCAAGAUGACUUGGCUGUUGCUGGACGUAUCCUCGACACCCUCAAGUUGGACCGGACUGUCACUGGCAAAAGCGAGUUGGCAGAGUAUCUGAAGCCUACCCUAGGAGUCAAAAUUGGUCGCCAGAUGUGGAUGAAAGGGAGGAGCAUCAAACAUUGCUUGUCCAUGGUCCAGGGCCGGGUCAGUUGCGAGGAGAAGAUGGACGGAGAAUAUUGCCAGAUCCACAUCGAUCUCAGCAAAGGCCGGGACUGUAUCCAGAUCUUCUCAAAGAGUGGCAAAGACAGCACAAGGGACCGCAUGGCCCUGCAUGAUGACAAGCACCACAAGGUCCUGGGUUUCCACAAGAUCAGGAAACAUGUCUCUCGGUCUGGUUCUUUCCUAGGGACCGACAAGGACUCGCAGGCUCACCCCUGGGAGCAUCUCAUGAUCGUCUACUACGACCUGCUCAUGGUAGACAACGAAUCGCUUCUUGCUGUCAAGCACUCGGAGAGGUUCCAACGUCUCAAAAACGUUAUCACCCAAGUCCCCGGCCGAUCCUCGUUGGUGAAGCGAGAGUUCAUUGACUGUGGCAGGCCGUCUGCCGUCUCAGACCUACGACGGGUCUUUGCCAAGUGCAUCACUGCACGAGGAGAGGGUCUUGUUCUCAAAGCGGAUGACCCCUAUUUUGACUUUAACACCCGGUGGCAACCCUACCACUGCUGUCCGAUAAAGCUCAAGAAGGAGUACAUUGGGCAUUUUGGGGACAUUGGCGACUUUGCGGUUGUCGGAGCUCGCUUUGAUGCGGCAAAGGCCCGCACAUACAGCAUCCCGGGCCUCAAAUGGACGCACUUCUAUGUGGGUUGCUUGGAGAAUAAAGACGAGGUGCAGCGGUUUGGGAAGCAGCCAGUGUUUGUCGUCACAAAUGUUGUCGAGCUGAAUGCAAAACAGCUUGCUGCGUUUGUCUCAUCUGUGAACCCGGAGUCUAUCAGGCCAGAGGAAAACAGGGCUAUCUCUCUGCGAAUCGAGCCCGGGGUGGAUUGCGGAAAGCGCCCCUCGUUUAUUUUUCCCACACCCCCGGUGUUCGAUCUUUGCUGUUUUUCUUUUGACAAAGAAGGCAACACUGGUUUCUGGAGCCCAAGAUUCCCAACAGUCAGCAAGAUUCACUGCGACCGAACUUAUCACGACACCAUCUCCUUUGAAGAACUCCAAGAGAUGGCGGCGAACGAACGAAAAUCACCUCCUCCGGAAGACAGCCAAGAGCUUCUGGGCUGGAUUGCAGCUCUGGAGAACUCGGAAUCUAGACGCACUGGCGACACAGCAAGCCAGGCAACCAUUUCCACUGUCGCCGAGUCUGUGGCCCAGUCACCCCAACCGCCGAACCCCGGUAACCAGCAGUGUUUAGCUGCUCAGAAUAUAACAACAGAGGAGAUGGCCGAUUUUACCAGACAGUCCCAAAGCGCGCACGUCGCUGUCGCCGCAGAGCAGCAUCCCCGAGCGGAGCAAGAUCCAGCGCUGCUCCAGCGGCCGGGUAGCCUCCGUGGCCCCUCUGCCGGGCAACGACGGGGCGGCUCUCUCGGCGAGCCAGCCGGAGCCCUCCCUGGGCACCCAAAUGAGCCCGUCGCGCCGCGGUGCCGCAGCGGUGCUACCCAUGCUGCGGCCGUCACCGCAUGCCGAGGCGGCCGUGCCUUCGAGCUCCGCCCGGCGCACCAGGCCAACACGGGCAGCAGGAGGGAAGAGCCCCCGCCUUCCCUACAGGCAUCGCUCUCGUUCCACGAGGCCAGACUGCAGUCGUUUGCUGCCCGGUCCCUUGCGACGCUGGCGGGGAGCGGUCCUGCGGGAGCCCAGGAGGCAGGCCCCCAGCCGUCCGAGCAGCCCGCCGACCAGCCCAACCAACCCGCCCAACCCGACCAGUCCACCGACCAGGCUGUCAACAACGCCACCGUCGAGACGGCAUCUGCCAGGUGCCAGUUCCUCCCCGACACUUGCAAGUUCCCGACCUACUCGAUCCUCGUCUCGCCCUGCGUCGCCGGCUUCCCUUGGGUCACCGACAACCUGCUCGGCAGCCACGGCGUGUCCGAGUUCCUGCGCGACCCCAAGGAGUGGCUCGACACCCAACCCGGCGGCACGUCGACCCCCGCGCCCUCCGGCACCGGCAGCUCCGGCGGUCCGCGCCGCCGAGAGAAGAUCAUCAUCGUCGACCGCCGCCGCAAGAAGGCCACGGUCGAUUUCUUGCUCUCGGUCGAGGCGGCUGGGCUGAAGCGCCGCAACGGCGAACGUGAGUAUGUGCCUGCCUAUGACUGGCGCGUGCUGGAGGAGAUUUAUGUCGAGGAGAAGAAGCUCCAUGCCAACGGUCAGGCGCCUGGUUAUCAGUUUGAUCUAAACCAUGCGUCGAGCAUUUGGAGGAAGUUCUGGGUUGGGCUGGCUUAG